CAGGGUUGAUUGGUGUGGCAUGUCAUGUCUUACAGUGGGAGAAGAUUAGUUUCUGUAGAGUUUAGUACUUAGCUAGUCGAAGUAUUAUAUAUCGCUACGUUUUGAUUUCCUUAGCUAUAAUCAGAUUUGUUUUAGAAUGAACUAUCAAGAAUCCCAAAUCGUCACUCCAGGUCCAUACAGGGCAACGAAACUGUGGAAUGAAGUUACCAAACUUUUUCGUGCGGGAAUGCCCCUGAAAAAGCAUCGGCAGCACUUCAGGUUGUAUGGGAACAGUUUUACUGCGGCAGCAGCUGUGGACUGGUUACACGACCUUCUCAGAAACAAUAGCAACUUCGGUGCUGAGGUCACGAGGCAGCAGACGGUCCAGCUACUGAAAAAGUUCCUAAAGAAUCACGUGAUUGAAGACGUGAAGGGCAGAUGGGGUUCAGAAGACUUGGACGAUAACGGUCAACUUUACAGGUUUCCCUCCACAUCACCAUUGAAGUCUAUUCCCAGCUGCCCAUCACUUACAAGAAAGAAGAGUUUCCUGCUGAAGGAAAAAGAGGGUCUUUUCAGAAUCAGGACAUCUAAGAAAUUCGACAAAGAAACACAAGAAAACUUGGAUCCGUUGAACCAAGAAAAUGCUGCCGAUUCGGCUCCGAGUGAUGCGGUCCAUCGGCGAGACCUGACGGAGGAAGACAUCCUGGAUGUUUGGAGAAAUAUAGCACUAACUCAUUUGCAGAAAACUCUGGGUUUGGUUUCGCUUGAUGACGUGUUGGACCCAGCUCAUGUUGACGCUCGGCACAUUGUGUACAACAUGACAAACGUCAACAAGCACGGGGUAGUGACUCUAGAGGAUAAAACAGGGGACCUGCCACACUGGGUUUUGUCAGCUAUGAAAUGUUUGGCAAGCUGGCCAAAGUAUGACUCAAAUCAGCCUUCAUACACAGGAUUUGAGAGAGAUGUGUUCAAAACCGUUUCGGAUUAUUUUCUUGGUCUUCCCCAGCCACUGCUCACAUUUCAGUACUAUGAGUUGUUUGUGAACAUUUUGGUUUUGUGUGGCUACGUCGUGGUUCCUAAAACGCAACGAGGAAAACGUAAAAAUCGGGAGGAACCCAGCUGUCCUCAGCCAUCAAAAACCCCUCACUUGAACAGUGCUAACCCUUUCAAAUCAACAGAGUGCCUUUUGUUGAGCUUAAUACGGAAAGAGUCGUAUGAGGAAACCGAUUCUCCAAUGAGGGAGGUGUUCGGUUCUAAGGCUCGGUCAGACCUUCUGGGGGCAGCUGCUACGGAAACGACCCAGCAGCCCGACCUGGUCCACAGUAGAGCCAGUGGCAGUAAGUUGAUGAGUGGGAGCUGCCAGAACCUCUCCCAAACCACACACUCUGGAGCCAUAUCGGUGAGGCUGAGACCAAGGAGCUAUUCCGUGGACGGCGUUAACGAAGAUUCGGCUCAGGUGAGGCGGAGACCUAGGAGCUGUUCCCUGGAAGGCAUUAUUGAAGAUCCGGAUCAUGCACACCUUCCGGGUCUGCUCUUCCCACCCUCAGAACACGGCGUUCCAGGCAGAAGCAGAGGCAGGAGGACCUACCCCUCCCUUCAACACAAAGCCGCCUCUCUGCUUGACAUCCACCCCAAAGCUGAACAACAGGUUUUUGCCUCCAUGGCAAGCCUUUCCUGUUGCAACAGUAUGAGCACAAAUGACUCCGAGGUGUUUAGCAACCACAGUGCUAGCAGCAGUAGUACACCAUCGCCACCGGAAGCCCCGUUGGCUAAAAGACUUCAGUCCAGAAGCUUGGGGGGCUGGGCUGGGGUUGGUGACCGGCGGGAGAUGUCGACGAGCUGCUUUAGCAUUAACGCCCCCGUGGCUGAAAUAACGGUGAAGCCAGAGCUCUCUUCCAGCACUGGACUGAGAAGGCUCAGUGUGCUCAAUCUGGCUGCCAGCAGCACAGAGGCCAGGGCAGGGCCCGGCGUGAGCAGACGCUGCUAUAGCUCUGUGGACCUGUCCAACAAGCCACCUACCUCUCCGCCCUCUGUGUCCUCUUAUGCACGCCACCCAAGUCCUGACCAAAGUCUCCUGCAGCCGCAGCUGGAGCGGGUCGCCGUGGAGGCCCUGCAGCUCUGCACCCUGCUCCUGCCCCCGGCCAGCCGACGCAAGCUGCAGCUGCUGAUGCGCAUGAUCUCGCGCAUGAGCCAGAACGUGGACAUGCCCCGUCUGCACGACGCCAUCGGGACGCGCACGCUGAUGGUGCACACGUUCUCUCGCUGUGUGCUGUGCUGUGAGGAGGAGGUAGAUCUGGAUGAGCUCCUUGCCACAAGACUGGUCUCUUUUUUAAUGGAUCACCACCAGGAUAUUCUGCAGGUUCCUGUCUACCUGCAGAAUGCAGUCCAAGAUCACAUCGCCUACCUCAGGAAGGUGCAGAUAACGUACCCCAGCUCUGGUGUCAGUGUCAGUGUGCCAGCGUACUCGUUCUGCACGCAGAUAAGCCCUCAGGAGUUCGAGGAGCAGAAGCUGUCCGUCUCACAGGCCGCCAUCGCUGACCUCCUGGAAAGCCUCAUCAAGGACAAAAGCCUGUCUGUGAAAGAUAAGAAGAAGCGGCUGAAGCAGUUUCAGAAACUCUACCCCGACAUCUACAUCCGCCGUUUCCCCACCACAGAAAGCGAGGCUCAGCUUUUCGCGGAUAAACCAAAGAUCAAGCCGCCAAUGUUGAUAAGUAUAAAGAAAGCCAAAGCUUUUAGCAUCCGAAACUGAAGGUUCAUGUUUUUAUUGUGUGCUGUGGGUGUUCUCUCUCUCUCUCCCAUGUCUCCAUGAAGACUUGGCAGCUAAAUGAAGACGAUAUGUGAAGAAGCCGCAGGACUUAUUUUAGUCCGAAAGCCAGCCUAAUGUUUUUAUGUUAUUAAAUGGUGUCAGAUUUCUACAGUAUAUUUUUAUUCUCAGAUUAAAAUGUUUUAAUGCGAUUUCUUACUUUUUUGUUUUGUUUUUGUUUUGACUGCGUUGACGGUUGUAAUUAAUUUUCACUUUUCCGGGUAUAUGGUCACAUUUUAUAAAAGGUCAUUGCUUGGGAUUUAUGAGGCAAGGGUAAUGAGUUUAAAGCCUCUUCAGGCUAUUGCGUAAUAUGAACAUAUGACUACGUUUUCAGAAAUAAUCCCUUCAACGUAUUCAUCCUUUGCCUUCAGCACAGACCACAUUAUUCCUUAAAAGGGUUUGGUUUUCCGCCAGUGUUGUUUUUUGUUUAAAAGGAUUUAAUGAAAUCGGUAGCUUGCAAUUACGGAACUUUUAGGGAUAACUUGUUUUAAAGCUCCAGUUUAUAUGCCUGUAUUUAAUGUGCUAUAACCUCUCCCAAACUGUCGUUGACAGUCUUUGCAUUUGAGAAUUUACUUAAAUGUUUUCCUUUUCGUUUCACCAAAGCAUGAAUUCUCUUUUGCUUGUAGUUCACUCCAGUUCACCUGCUCAUGUCUGCUGUGGUGUGGGAAUGUUUUUCUAGUUGAUGAUUGUGUUAUGUAUUGCGCUUUCCUGUAAUUAGUAGAGCUGUGAUGCAUGCAGUACUGUGUGUGUACAAAUAAAACUGAAUUGCAUAUUGCCACAGCCAGUGCAUUAAGCAUUGCAUUUCCUCAAUUUGUAAGGAAUAAGGAGAAAUUUCACUUUUCUUAAAAUCAAGAAUGUAAUUUUUCUUUUACUCUUAAAUCUGUAUUGUUUACAUAUUUUGUCAUUUGACAAAACCGUACAUAUUGGGAUUGCUGAAGUAAAUCUUUCUACAUUUAAACAA
This is a messenger RNA of Conger conger (European conger), 3743 nucleotides long. It is a transcript of the gene depdc1, whose product is annotated as DEP domain containing 1a. The record is from RefSeq and is a predicted model, not a curated record. Gene Ontology annotation, biological process: intracellular signal transduction. The transcript is spliced from 12 exons. Bases 137 to 2728 code for a protein of 863 amino acids. NCBI's taxonomy places the organism in Eukaryota, Metazoa, Chordata, Actinopteri, Anguilliformes, Congridae.